Molecule: messenger RNA, 2237 nt
Organism: Rubroshorea leprosula
Lineage: Eukaryota; Viridiplantae; Streptophyta; Magnoliopsida; Malvales; Dipterocarpaceae
Source: the annotation of a GenBank genome assembly
AGAGAAAGGAGAGGGGAUGAUCUCCAUCAUGCAAUCCCAUGUGCAAAGCCGAGCUCAGCUCUUCAAUCCCCAUACCUUCCUCUCCUCCAUCAAAUUCCCCAUUCCCUCUCUCAAUCUUUCACUUUUCUUGAGUUUGAAGCCUAAAGCUGAUCAUCUUACACAGACACAGAUUUAGAGAGAAUCCCUCACCUUUUUUUUUUUUUUCUCACACUAUAAAGAGAUCCAAUUCAAUUCCAAUCCAAUCAAGUUUCUCCCUUUGACUGGAAAACUCUCCCCCCAAGAUUUCUAGGGAGAGAAAGUUUGGUUUUUUGUGUUUUUUUCCCUCCUUUUUAGAGCGAGGACGUUGGGGUAUUAUGUAAGGGAGUUUUGGAGAGAGAAAUGUUGGCAAUGGAGAAGGAUUUUGAUUCCAAGCUUAGGAUUCAGGACAACAACCCUUCCAAUGGAGGCAACAGCAUCCUGAAAUCUAAGAACUUUGCCUUUAGGGCCCCGCAGGAGAAUUUCACUAUUCAGGAUUUUGAUUUGGGGAAGAUCUAUGGCGUUGGUUCUUACUCAAAGGUUGUGAGGGCAAAGAAGAAGGAUACAGGAACUGUAUAUGCUUUAAAGAUCAUGGACAAAAAGUUCAUUACCAAGGAAAACAAGACAGCUUAUGUAAAGUUGGAACGUAUUGUGCUGGAUCAACUUGACCACCCUGGAGUUGUACGGCUAUUUUUUACAUUUCAAGAUGCAUUUUCACUGUACAUGGCACUGGAAUCCUGUGAAGGGGGUGAACUUUUUGACCAAAUAACAAGAAAAGGUCGUUUAUCAGAGGAUGAAGCUCGAUUCUAUGCGGCCGAAGUUGUAGAUGCUCUUGAAUACAUUCAUGGUAUGGGAUUGAUACACCGUGAUAUAAAGCCAGAGAACUUGCUACUUACUGCUGAUGGGCAUAUUAAAAUUGCUGAUUUUGGAAGUGUAAAGACCAUGCAGGAUAGCCGCAUCACAGUGCUUCCUAACGCAGCCUCAGAUGACAAGGCAUGCACUUUUGUUGGGACAGCUGCAUAUGUGCCUCCAGAAGUCCUUAACUCUUCUCCAGCAACUUUUGGAAAUGACCUCUGGGCACUUGGCUGCACCUUGUACCAAAUGCUUUCAGGAACUUCUCCCUUUAAAGAUGCGAGUGAAUGGCUUAUUUUCCAAAGAAUUAUUGCCAGAGAUAUACGAUUCCCGAAUUAUUUCUCGGAUGAAGCUAGAGAUCUUAUUGAUAGGUUACUGGAUAUGGAUCCUAGCAGACGACCUGGUGCUGGACCUGAUGGUUAUGCUGCACUUAAGUCGCAUCCCUUCUUUAAGGGAGUUGACUGGGAUAAGCUAAGAUCACAAACACCCCCAAGACUUGCUGUGGAGGCGUCGGCCCAAUCAAGUGAUGGUGAUGAUCAUCAGGAUUCUUCAUGGAAUCCUACCCACAUUGGUGAUGGUUCAGUUAGACAGAAUGAUGGAAAUGGCGGUGCCUCAUCGUCUUCUGAAUCAUCUGGCCAUGUAACCAGGCUUGCCUCAAUUGACUCCUUUGAUUCGAAAUGGCAACAAUUUUUGGAGCCAGGAGAAUCUGUUCUUAUGAUCUCAAUGGUGAAGAAACUACAGAAAUUAACAAGCAAAAAAGUGCAGCUCAUCCUUACUAAUAAACCAAAAUUAAUUUAUGUGGACCCUUCAAAACUUGUUGUUAAGGGUAACAUCAUUUGGUCUGACAAUUCUAAUGAUCUCAGUAUCCAAGUCAGUAGUCCAACUCAUUUCAAGAUUUGCACGCCAAAGAAGGUAAUGUCAUUUGAGGAUGCAAAGCAAAGAGCAUGGCAGUGGAAAAAGGCAAUUGAGGGUCUUCAAAACCGGUGAAAUAAUAUUAUCAUAUCAAGCGUUUUGAAGCAGAUUCUUUGGAUUUUCUGCUAGUGUAGAGGAAGUUGUGAAUUAUUAAACAACUGAUACGCCGAAGCAAUUAUUUGUUUGAUGAAAGUGACUCAGUUACAGAUUCAGUGCAAAAGCCUGCUGGUUUCCGUGCAAGCUCUCCUCCACUCUUGCUUAGAACUGUGUUUGUCAUGAGGGUUUAUGUCCAUUCUAGCUUUAAAUGAAAAUGAAAGUACAAUUUGAGACCCUAAUGUGGUGAGGUUUGGGAGUGGGGGUUUCAGGCUCCAUCCACCACUUUUUCUUGUAACAAACAUUCCAGCCGUUAAUCAUAAUUUCCUGCCACGGAAAUCAUUGAGUAAACUUGAGACUGUUAU